AUGGAGUCGUCAUCGGUGGGCUGCAACAACAUGGCGCCUCGACAAUUCCACGCCCGACACGAAGGCUCCAGCGAGGGUGAGCCGCCGUCUCAACACGGAGGCGAUAACGUCGCAGCUGCCGCUGACGUGGCGCCUACCUCCGGUCGCCCGUCGGAGAGCGCCCGGAGCACUUCGGGAACAGGAGGCGGAGAGCAGGUAACCCACCAGAUGACUCACUCGUACUCUCUCAGCGCCAUCCCUACGGAUCAAGGACACCGGGACAAGAAAAAGGCAUCUACCAGGUAUUCCUUGCCCACCGGUUACACCGAGGCCUCGUACCGCGGCGAGGAGUACGCCCAUAGACAGUCACCCAAGCAGCAGCAGCAACAGCAGCUCACUCCACACCAGAUGGACUCCCUACCUCGACCCUACCCUCCCCAGUCUAAGAGUUUCGGGUACACGACUAAAGACCUCUCGCGUUCCAUGGGGUCAACGGCGCUUCAGCGUGAGGACUCAUCCGGAGGGUGCGCUGCGGACAGUUUCAUGGCCAAGGGAGAGCCCGGGCGCGCUGUGCGCAUUGAUUACAAAGCCCAUGUCCCACACGGUCUCAGCCGCAGCUUGCCGAAGCAGUCCUACUUCCCGGAUCAUCAAGGCGAACGCAUGUACUACCCGUCGCGCAGCGCCGUGUGCCUCCAGGAUUUGCCCCAGAAGCAACAGUACGCACAGCCAUACUACACGCCACAGAUGCUCCGCAAGGCCGACAACGGCGGCAGGGUCGCCAGUUCAUCUUCAUUCAAACCCAAGCGAUUUGAUGAUCGGCAAGGUGAGCAGCAGCGCUACUACACCCCUUACUCGUCCGGGUACGUGUACCCCAUGGAGGCGUACGACGACGCUGAAUACCGCAAGCAGAUGGCGGCUUACACAGGGGAUCAGCGUUGGAUCUACAGUCACUACGCGGCGUAUCCUCAGCAGUACGCCGUGCACAUGAUGCAGGAAGCCAGCGGAAACGAGGCUUGUCGUGAAGCCGGGGACAACGUGGGCGUCAAAUCGUCGGGAGACUCCGGUGGCGAAGUCUCCAAGUAUGCGAAGCAGGCAGCCGAAGACGCCAGCUCGAUGUACGUCAUUGUUCGUGACGCCCAAACGGGCACAGACACUCCACUACCAGCGACAGCUGACGUCGGAGAGGAAUCUCCGCCUCCUUCGAAAGCGGUGGAGAUGCCCUUGCUUGGCAAAGACGCUGCUCGGCAGAAACAUGAAGAUUCGGAAUCGUCAACAUCCUCGUCGAGCGAUGAAGAUGAUGAUGAUGAGGAAGAAUCAUCGUCAUCGAGCUCUGAGUCUUCAUCCAGCUCGGCGUCCUCUGUGAAGAAAGGACGUGCCAAGGACUAUCUGACUUCCGAAGUCAAGCAGAGAAUCAUUGCCCAACGGCUGCAAGACCUUCAGAUUCAGCACCAGCAGCAGCUGAUGAACAUCACUCCCCAGGAGUACGCAAGUUAUCAGGAAGCCCUGCGUAUCUAUGAAAACUACUGUCAGAAAGUGCAGAAUCAGGAGCAUCAGCAGCAACUGAUGAUGCAGCAUCGUCAGCAACUACAGCAGCAGCAGAGCUUUAUCCAACAACAGUCCCUCCAGCAGCUGGCACAGCCGCAGCAACCACCCCCGCAACCGCCACCGCAACUUCCAUUGCAAAAGCCACCGCAAAAGCCACCGCAAAAGCCGCCGCCGCCGCCACAACUUCAGCAACAAGCUAGCCAGCCGCAGUUCUAUCAGCAGCAGAAGUUUGACCCGCGCGCCGGGGCCCUGCCGGAGAAGAAGAAAUCCGUGUACUUCACCGGUUCCGAAGGUGCGGGAGAAAUGGCAGCUCGCGUUCCGGGCGAGGGCUCCAGCAUUCGCUCGUUCCAGUCCCGCACCAGCAAUGACGUUGGCACUGGAGAAGCCAGCGUCGAUGACAGCCGCAGUCUGCUGUCGAGCAACACGAACAUGGGGACGCCGUUGUUGCGGCCCCUGGUGCCCGAACGAGCCGCGCGCACUGCCACGAAGGACAAGAUGGAGCACCUCUGUCUCGCCGUGAACGUGAUCCUUUUCAGCGUGCUGGCCGGGGUCGUGGCCGCUUUCAUUGUCCAGCAGGUGACCCAUGCCAUGUGA
Messenger RNA from Rhipicephalus microplus (southern cattle tick), 2118 nucleotides. Its product is annotated as YLP motif-containing protein 1-like. The record is from RefSeq and is a predicted model, not a curated record. NCBI's taxonomy places the organism in Eukaryota, Metazoa, Arthropoda, Arachnida, Ixodida, Ixodidae.